Messenger RNA from Zophobas morio, 632 nucleotides. RefSeq names its product mitochondrial import inner membrane translocase subunit Tim10 B. Lineage: Eukaryota; Metazoa; Arthropoda; Insecta; Coleoptera; Tenebrionidae. The coding region runs from base 179 to 463 and encodes 94 amino acids. Gene Ontology annotation, cellular component: mitochondrial intermembrane space chaperone complex. The record is from RefSeq and is a predicted model, not a curated record. The transcript has 2 exons.
UAUCCUAGUUCCAAAAUGGCGACCACGUUCCACUUAAAAUAAUAAUUUUCUUGAAUUCCAUUUCUAGUCAUUUUCUUAACAACUACUCUACUAAGUGCAUCUAAUUUUAAUAUUCAUGUUGUGAAUUACAAGUGCCGAAAAGUUGUUGAUUCCUGUAACUGUGAACAUAACCUCAAUCAUGAACCUGGAUGCCAGCGGUUUACGAAAUUUCAAAGAUUUUCUUCAGCUGUAUAACCAAAUGACUGAAAGAUGCUUCUAUAGAUGUAUAGAAAACACAAACUCACGACAUUUAACUCCAAGCGAAAUCGAAUGUUCUGAAGAAUGUGCCACCAAGUUUAUCAAAUUUAACAAUAAAUUAAUGAUGAAUUUCGUCAACAGACAGAAUGAUAUCAUGAGUAGAAGAAUCAAAGAAGCGGAACAAAUGGCCGAAAAUAACCAAGCAGUGACUGUGCCGAGUAGUUAAUAGUUUUGUAGUCAACUUUAGCCUGAAUUAAUGUAGAUAGUUAUUCAAAAGACAAACAGCCUGAAAUAGAAGGAAUCGACUUAACUAUAUCAUUUUUGUUUGUGUAGUUAAUUCACAUUGUUGUUUGUAAAUAUGUGUAAUAAAUAUACACGAUUUUGAAAGUUUUAAA